ACUUCUGUUCGCUUUUCUGUAUCAAGUGAAACUUGCUGAGCUCAUUUCACUCUAUAAAAACACGUUGUUAGAGCAGUGGUUUGGUUGGUUGUUUUCACUCGCUGUUCAGCUCCACGAUGUCCAGGCACGGUCACGGCCAUGGCCACAGCUGCGGGUGUGAGGGGACACACGAGCCUGCGGAGAGGGGCGUGGAGUACGGACUGUACCGGAGGAUUGACACAGAGAAGGUGCAGUGUUUGAACGAGAGCAGGGACGGAGACGGGAAGCUGGUGUUCAAACCGUGGGAUCAGCGGAAGCAGCGGGACAAGUAUGUUGAAAGUGAUGCAGAUGAAGAGUUGCUGUUCAACAUCCCUUUUACAGGCAACGUGAAGCUGAAGGGCAUCAUAAUCUCUGGGGAAGAUGACGAAUCUCAUCCAGCUGAGAUUCGGCUGUACAAGAACAUCCCUCAGAUGUCGUUUGAUGACACCGGCAGAGAACCUGAACAAGCCUUCAGACUCAACAGAGACCCCACAGCUGAGCUGGAGUAUCCCACAAAGAUUGCUCGUUUUACCAGCGUCCAUCAUCUGUCCAUCCACGUCUCUAAAAACUUUGGAGCAGAGAACACCAAGAUCUACUACAUUGGUCUGAGGGGCGAAUUCUCAGAGGCUCAUAGACAUGAAGUAACGAUCUGUAACUACGAGGCGGCGGCAAACCCUGCCGAUCACAAAGUGGACAACAUCAUCCCGGAGUCUAACUUCAUUUCCUGAAAGCUUUGCUGAGCAGUGAGGAGGAAGAGGUGGUGGAGGGGGAGGAGGAGGGGCUUAAAUGUCUGUUGAUUGUGAUUGACACAAGUCAAACCAUCAAAGAUGAGUUCAAUGCUGUGCACUGGCAGGUUGGUGAAGAUUAAACAGGUAGAAAGCGUCGAAGGACUGAAGACACUGAGCACCAGAGAGUUCCACAUGUGACUGGAAGAUGAUGAGCCAAGAUGUUCUGCUCUGUUUUCUGUGACAUUAAAGAUUGAAGCAAAAAGCUUAUUAAUAAUAAAUGCAUGAUAAUGUUUGACACACAGAUAAAGUCUGUAAUCAUUGAAACCCAUUUAUGCUCCUUCAUCACUUCAAUAAUGUGAUGGCUACUCUUAAAUAAAACCGAGGAAUGGAAAUUAAA
Solea senegalensis (Senegalese sole) is the source of this 1143-nucleotide messenger RNA. RefSeq names its product PITH domain-containing protein 1-like. The transcript has 6 exons. Bases 117 to 746 code for a protein of 209 amino acids. NCBI's taxonomy places the organism in Eukaryota, Metazoa, Chordata, Actinopteri, Pleuronectiformes, Soleidae. The record is from RefSeq and is a predicted model, not a curated record. Gene Ontology annotation, cellular component: nucleus.